Molecule: messenger RNA, 1316 nt
Organism: Mycotypha africana
Lineage: Eukaryota; Fungi; Mucoromycota; Mucoromycetes; Mucorales; Mycotyphaceae
Exons: 3
Coding region: 108-1316 (402 amino acids)
Source: RefSeq, a predicted model, not a curated record
CUUUUUGGUCUAAAGGUAGUAGUCCUGUAACUUACGCUACCUGAUUGAAAAUAAGCUUUUAUACAAUAUAUUUGAAACUGAAAAUUGUGCGUAACGAGUCAGAUUACAUGGAGACUUAUUAUCCAGCCUUCUUGGAUCAAACAUUUAGAACGAAUAUCACACAAAGUAGCAAUACCGUUGGUAAAAACCAAGUUCAUCAUCAUCCUGUUGCUUCUUUAAAUGCUUCAAGAGCCCAGAGCUUUCCUGUUUCUAUGCAAAAAGAUGUCGCGGAACGAUCCCUCAUGGACCUAUUGCUUCCUUUGCCCACCGAAUUGAACGGUUAUAACGAUAAAGAUGGGACAUAUUGGCAACAAGCAGUAGGCAACACUCGUGAAGCAAUUAAUGCAUUGGCUGACAGAAUCGCAUCUGUACGAAAUAGCAUCCAAGUCAAGGAAAACAAAUUUCUUGUGUUGACAAAAGCAAAGCCUUUUACAUGUGUACAGAAGAAGGCAGCGCUUCAUUACCUUGCUGACAUAGCUGACUUGAUACAGGAAGAACAGCGACUUUGCUCUUUUUUGUCUGAUCUUAUUGUACGUGACGAUACCAAGUAUGAAGAAGAAACAAAAAACGUUUGUGUAGAGUCAAAUGAGCAACAGAAGCAAGAAAACAGCUACCAUGCAAGAGGAGAAAAUAAGUCGUGCCGCUUACCUACAGCCUCACAUUGGACCAACUACAGCAACAAAGAGCCUUCACCAUUUGCCACGCUGACUAACGUCAAUAAUAGCAGUCAUAGCAGUGGCAAUGCUGGUGAAAGCAAGUAUCUGAAUAGCUCACAACAACAUGAUCACUUUCCACAGAAAAUCAUUCAGUACAGUAUACAUGAGCUCAAGGACAUUCGCAAGUAUUCGACAAAGAUUCCUACAUGUUAUCAUGUCUUGGAAAAGCUUUCCAUGUUUUUGUUUCACAAUAAAAAAAGAGAUAUUCAUGACGAACGCAUUCUGAAUGGGUUUCAAGAAUCAAAUGGUUAUCAGCGGCCACGACAAAGUUAUCACUUUUCCUGCAGCAAUGGUUUUCAUGAAAGAAGCAGUAACUACCAAACGAACGUCAGCAAUAAUGUAGAGACAAUCCAUGAGUAUCCUAUUACCAGCACUACUGCUACUACGGCUUCGACUACGACCACUACUUCUACUCAGCCUGCCUUCAAGUGCUUUUCUAUCCCAAGCGAUAAAGAUGAAGGUUUGGAAGGAGAGCAAACCUUUCAAUUUACCGGUGUUAUUCCUUUUCUUCAUUGCCGUCAUCAUAUCUGUGAGACGUGCCUUCAUGAAGAGCAAACAUAA